UCAAGUUUGGUCCAUCCAUGAGUGGCUUCAAAUGAAUGAGUGCAGCGAGGAUGAGAUCGUCCGAAAAAUGGUGCCACCAAUGAAAGAGAAAUUUGAUAAGUAUUGGGAUGAAGGAAGCUUGACAUGAGUACACGUGAUGUGAAGUUGAAGAACUUGCGCCAGAAGCUGAGUAUUUUGUUCGAGUCUUACGACAAAAAAUCCAAGGCUAACUCACCGUCUACGGAGCCACGUGAGACGGUUCCACAAAAUGUCACUUCUGCAGGUUCCAUGGGACUGUUUGGAAACUACCAAGAAUUCUUUAAAUUUCGCAAAGUCAACGGAGCUGCUACUGGAAAGACAGCUCUAGAAGCUUAUCUUGAUGAACCUCCUUUGGACAUUGAUAGUUUAGAGAGCUUGGACAUUCUCCAAUUCUGGAAAACUAACACUCAUCGUUAUGGUGAUUUGGCUGCAAUGGCUUGUGAUCUGCUCAGCAUUCCUAUCACAACAGUGGCUUCAGAGUCCUCCUUUAGUAUUGGAUCGCGAGUUCUUAACAAAUACCGGAGCCGUUUACUCCCAAAAAAUGUGCAAGCUCUGAUAUGCACUAGGAAUUGGAUCAAAGGAUAUGAGGCUUAUGAACAUGAAGACGAAAUUGAUCCUGCAGAGGAGACAUUACCAUCUUUUGACUCCAUUGCCAAUGAAGAAAAUGAUGAUGCGGAAGUCUGAUAUUUUUCUUGAUUUGCUGUUUUGUUUUGUUUCAAUUUCUUGGAUUUGUUUGACUACAAUGCUUGGGUUUUUUUGGCUUUAUUACAUUGGUGUUUUGGUUAAGACAAUAUGAAAAUCCAAUUGCUUUUCUUUUUGUUAUCAACAAAGUGACUUUGCAAUCAUUUAAACAACACGGUUCAGCUGCACGACUAUAAUCUUACUCGAAUACACCACCAUAAUCCUAACUGCACGACUAGAGACAGAGGCAUGGUCGUAUAAAAGCCAUCCCUAGUCCUAUACACGACCAAUUCAAACAACACGGUUCAGCUGAAGUAAUGGCUCGAAGCAGAAGCAGCUUGAAGCAGCUAGAAUGGUGUUUUCUGUGACGUCCCGCGGGACAGCCCGCGAAGGCUUACACAUUUCGCGGGACGGGAUUGGUCAGCUAUUUCAGGACCGCGUCCCGCGCGGGACGGUCCCGCCGUGUACCGCCAGAAGAGAAGCCCGCAGAGGGUCGGGACGGGACGGGACGGGAGAGCCCAAUUGCCAUCCCUAC
Molecule: messenger RNA, 1234 nt
Organism: Brassica rapa (field mustard)
Lineage: Eukaryota; Viridiplantae; Streptophyta; Magnoliopsida; Brassicales; Brassicaceae
Product: zinc finger BED domain-containing protein DAYSLEEPER-like
Molecular function (GO): protein dimerization activity
Source: RefSeq, a predicted model, not a curated record